CUCUUCUGCAAAGAUUCUCUCUUUUUUUUCUUCUCUUUUCCUAUAUGUUUUUAUUCUCUACUAACAUUUUAAUGACUUAUAGCUUCUUCUUCCCUCUUCUUCUUCUUCUUCCCUCUUCCCUCUUCUUCUUCCUCCUCUUCCUCUUCUUUUCUUUGCUUCUCUCUCCGGCCGUCGUUUUCGCUUUACUCACACGUUUCCAAGGAUAUAUAAACACGUGUGGGCCAUUCAAUCCUCCUUCAUGGAUUCUUCUUCCUCUUCCUCUUCUUCUUCUUCUCCUUCUUCUUCCUACGGUGUUGCUCGUGUCAGCCAUAUCUCCAAUCCUUGUAUCUUCGCGGAAGUUGGGUCGUCAUCUUCGUCGACAUAUAGAGAUAAGAGAUGGAAGUUGAUGAAAUGGGUGAGUAAGCUUUUCAAAAGUGGCUCUAAUGGUGGUAGUGGUGCAGCUCGCACUAAUCAUUAUCCUCCUCAGUUUCAAGAGGACGAGAAUAUGGUCUUUCCUCUACCUCCUUCUUCUUUGGAUGAUCGGUCGAGAGGCGGACGGGACAAAGAAGAACUCGACCGUGCAAUUUCACUUUCUCUAGCCGACGACAGGAAGCGCCCACAUGGGUAUGGUUGGUCUACGGAUAACAAUCGAGAUUUUCCAAGGCCUUUUCACGGUGGCUUGAAUCCAUCAUCCUUCAUUCCACCGUAUGAUCCUUCCUAUCAAUGCAGACGAAGACAAAGUAGAAUAUGCGGUGGUUGCAAUCGUGAUAUUGGAAUGGGUAACUAUCUAGGAUGCAUGGGAACAUUCUUUCAUCCUGAAUGCUUCUGUUGCCACUCUUGUGGUUACGCUAUCACUGAGCAUGAGUUCUCUCUGUCAGGAACCAAACCCUAUCAUAAGCUUUGUUUCAAAGAGCUUACUCAUCCCAAAUGCGAAGUUUGUCACCAUUUUAUUCCAACUAAUGAUGCUGGUUUGAUCGAGUAUCGAUGCCAUCCGUUUUGGAACCAAAAGUAUUGCCCGGCUCACGAAUACGAUAAAACCGCUCGUUGUUGUAGCUGUGAACGCUUGGAGUCAUGGGAUGUGAGAUAUUACACGUUAGACGAUGGGAGAAGUUUGUGUUUAGAAUGUAUGGAAACCGCGAUAACCGACACUGGAGAGUGUCAACCGCUUUACCACGCGAUAAGAGACUAUUACGAAGGAAUGUACAUGAAACUUGAUCAACAGAUUCCUAUGCUUCUUGUUCAAAGAGAAGCUCUCAAUGAUGCUAUUGUAGGAGAGAAAAACGGAUACCAUCACAUGCCUGAGACAAGAGGGUUAUGCUUGUCAGAAGAACAAACAGUUACAAGUGUUCUUAGAAGACCGAGACUUGGUGCUCACCGUCUUGUUGGUAUGAGAACUCAGCCUCAAAAGCUAAUACGAAAAUGUGAAGUCACUGCGAUUUUAGUUCUUUACGGCCUCCCAAGGUUACUAACUGGAGCAAUUCUCGCCCAUGAGCUCAUGCACGGAUGGCUAAGGCUCAAAGGGUAUAGGAACCUUAACCCUGAGGUAGAGGAAGGAAUCUGCCAAGUCCUCUCUUACAUGUGGCUUGAGUCUGAGGUUCUCUCAGAUACUUCAUCAAGAAACUUGCCUUCAACAUCAUCCGCGGCCACGCCAUCAUCAUCAUCGUCUUCUAACAAGAAAGGAGGGAAAUCAAACGUGGAGAAGAAACUUGGAGAGUUCUUUAAGCAUCAGAUAGCUCAUGAUGCAUCUCCAGCUUAUGGAGGAGGUUUCAGAGCAGCAAAUGCAGCGGUGUGUAAGUACGGUCUGCGUCCCACACUCGAUCAUAUCCGCUACACUGGAACUUUUCCGUUGUGAUGAUCUUAUCACUAACUUUCCAAAUUUAAUGUUCUGGUGUUUAUCUUGCUAUAUGAUCUUGAUUUGGAUAUUGGAUGGAUCACAAAAGGUUUAUUUUAACUUUGAAUUGAAUCUCAAGAUAGACUUUAUCUCCCCUUAGAUUUUGAAUGGGGAGAUUUGUUGUUUGGAGAUUUUAUAAGAACAAUGAUUGGAUACUAAUAAUAUUUAUAAAAAGUCUUUAUUGCCAAA
Molecule: messenger RNA, 2059 nt
Organism: Camelina sativa (false flax)
Lineage: Eukaryota; Viridiplantae; Streptophyta; Magnoliopsida; Brassicales; Brassicaceae
Product: protein DA1-related 2
Molecular function (GO): ubiquitin binding
Source: RefSeq, a predicted model, not a curated record